Molecule: messenger RNA, 2770 nt
Organism: Cynocephalus volans (Philippine flying lemur)
Lineage: Eukaryota; Metazoa; Chordata; Mammalia; Dermoptera; Cynocephalidae
Gene: HDAC11
Product: histone deacetylase 11
Exons: 10
Coding region: 122-1165 (347 amino acids)
Cellular component (GO): histone deacetylase complex
Molecular function (GO): histone deacetylase activity
Source: RefSeq, a predicted model, not a curated record
GCCGAGCUCCGCCCCCAGCGGGGGUGCCGAGGCCGGGGGCGUGUGCUGGGCGGGGCUACGCUCUGCCCCGCCCCGCCCGGUCGCGGAGCGGCGGCCAGCGCAGAGAGGCCCCGGCCCCGGGAUGCUACACCCAACCCAGCUGUACCAACAUGUGCCAGAGACACGCUGGCCGAUUGUGUAUUCUCCGCGCUACAACAUCACCUUCAUGGGCCUGGAGAAGCUGCACCCCUUUGACGCAGGGAAAUGGGGCAAAGUGAUCAAUUUCCUAAAAGAAGAGAAGCUUCUGUCCGACAGCAUGCUGGUGGAGGCACGGGAGGCCUCGGAGGAGGACCUGCUGGUGGUGCACACGAGGCGCUACCUCAACCAGCUAAAGUGGUCCUUUGCUGUCGCCACCAUCACAGAAAUCCCCCCUGUUGUCUUCCUCCCCAACUUCCUGGUGCAGAGGAAGGUGCUGAGGCCCCUUCGGACCCAGACGGGAGGAACCAUCAUGGCGGGGAAGCUGGCUGUGGAGCGAGGCUGGGCCAUCAAUGUGGGAGGCGGCUUCCACCACUGCUCCAGCGACCGGGGCGGGGGCUUCUGCGCCUAUGCAGACAUCACACUCGCCAUCAAGUUUCUGUUUGAGCGAAUGGAGGGCAUCUCCAGGGCCACCAUCAUUGACCUCGAUGCCCACCAGGGCAAUGGGCAUGAGCGAGACUUCAUGGGUGACAAGCGUGUGUACAUAAUGGAUGUCUACAACCGCCACAUCUACCCCGGGGACCGCUUUGCAAAGCAGGCCAUCAGGCGGAAGGUGGAGCUGGAGUGGGGUGUGGAGGAUGACGAAUACCUGAAUAAAGUGGAGAGGAACAUCGAGAAAGCCCUGCAGGAUCAUCCGCCCGAUGUAGUGGUGUACAACGCAGGCACCGACAUCCUCGAGGGCGACCCCCUUGGGGGGCUGUCCAUCAGCCCAGGGGGCAUCGUGAAGCGGGAUGAACUGGUGUUCCGGGUGGUUCGUGGCCGCCAGGUGCCCAUCCUCAUGGUGACUUCGGGCGGGUACCAGAAGCGCACAGCCCGCAUCAUUGCUGACUCCAUCCUUAAUCUACACGACCUGGGGCUCAUCGGGCUCGAGUCACCCUACGUCUUGGCACAGAACUCAGACACACCACUGAUUCCCCCAACAGUGCCCUGACCCGUGCUGCCCUUCUUAGCAGCUCCCCGCCUGCCUCCCAGCCCUUGCACCUGCCCCUUAGUGCUUUCUGUUUUCUAAUGGCAUGGGGCGGUUGAUACAGCCACGAGGGAGCAUGGAGGGGCAGGGGCUGCAGGCCCUGACUGGGCUGGCCUGAGUAGCCUGUGCCAGCAGCUCCUGUACUUUCCCCACGGGUCUCCUGGCCCUCUUUGGGUGGGUGGGCAGGGACAGAGCCCGAGCCCCAGGGAAGACUGCCACGGGAUUAGGGCUGCUUCGGCCCUGGGAAGGCAGGCAGCUCGCCGAGAAUGGGGGAGGACAGUGCAGGCCCCGGGGUCAGAACCAGGUCAGGCCGAGGACGCUUCCGCCUCCUCCAUGUGGGCCUUUCUCCCUCCUCUCCAGCCUGCCCUCUCCUCUCCUCUCCUCUCCGCCUCGGCCCGAGGAACCACGGGCGCUGGCGUGGAGGGCCCCAGGGUAGGCGCAGGAGCCGGGCCUGGCCAUGGGAGUGGUUGGGAGGGGCUGCAGGUGGGUUCUUCCAUCUGGGGUUCCCCCUCAAUAAAGCAAGGGCAGGACCUGCCUUUCCAGAUGAGGAAAUGGUGAUGAGGGGAGGGAGGCCUGAGGACCCCACAUCCUUGCUUUGGCCAUGGUCUCCCCUGUUCAGUGUGAGGGGCAGUUUUGGGGGAAGAAUUCUUAGCUCAGGGAUGGCCUCAGCACUGGAGGCUGGAGGGGCCAGAGGGAGGCAGGGGUCGUGGGAAGGUAAGUCCCAGCACGAGGAAUCAGAGAUGGGACAGUAGCUAAGCCAUUCCUGCAGCAACUGAGGCACUGAGAGGCUAGGCUGGGCUUCCUAGAGGGAAGGCAGAGGGGGUCUCCCUCCUGGCCUGGAGGUCGUGAGGGUGGGUGGCUGGGGCGGGCCCUGGGUAGGGCUGUAGUCUCCACUGGUUUUACCCAAACUGCCCAGGCCCCGAUCUUUCUGAGUCCAGGAACCCCAGGUGGGCCUGACCUCUGGCCUUUCCCUCGGCCCUACUGUGAAGGGGACCUUAGGGUUCUCUGGGAAGCUGGGCCAGGUGGAGGGAGCAUGCACCCCUCCUAUCUGGUGGCUGUCAUCUUGGCCAAAGGCAAUGGCAUGGGGCGGGAAAGUGGGUCAGCUGAGGUGUCCCUUGACCUCAACCAGCCCCACCUACAGGACUUGUGUUCCUUACCAUCUGGAGAGUGCUCCCAUGGACCCCCUCUGCGGGAGAGGGGAAGGGUUCUAAGAUCACAAAUUGCCAAAAAUGCUGACCUCGUGGACCAGACCCCGAUGCACUAACAACGCACUUUGAGAUCCCUGUUCUUGCCAUCGGUCUCUCUGUAUCUGACUGGAGGUGCCUGGCACCUGCUCACUCCAUGCUGGCUGUGACGUCUGGGUCUGGCGAGGGACACGGUUUUUUGCUGUGGAGCUUCUGUUCCUGGAGAAUCAUAUAGGCUCUGGAUGGGACCUGGCUGCUGUGUGUUCUUGAGGUAAAGUGUCCCCACCGCCUCAGGACUAAAGGCAAUGAAGAUUUAAAAUUCACAGAGCACGAGGCCUGACAUGGGGUAGCUGCCCAAUAAACGCUAGUAUUUUACCCAUCCUCA